This is a messenger RNA of Aspergillus nidulans FGSC A4, 2034 nucleotides long. RefSeq lists its product as uncharacterized. Gene Ontology annotation, cellular component: membrane; plasma membrane. Gene Ontology annotation, molecular function: nucleotide binding; ATP binding; ATP hydrolysis activity. Lineage: Eukaryota; Fungi; Ascomycota; Eurotiomycetes; Eurotiales; Aspergillaceae. The coding region runs from base 1 to 2034 and encodes 677 amino acids. The record is from RefSeq and is a predicted model, not a curated record. The transcript has 9 exons.
AUGGAGCACGAUGAUCGCAAAACCCGGAUCCGAAUCGAGGAAGAGGGCAUCCAUCGCCUCGCUGAACUCGAUUACCAUUUACUUUCGGUUGACGACUUGCAACAUCGAUUCUCAACGUCCGCAAAAGGUCUUCAAAACGAACAAAUUCCCCAACUCAUCUCAAAAUACGGUAAAACCAGCCAUCUCCUCCACCAUCAAGACUAUUCAAAGCAAUUAUGGGUUACGUUCUCGGAGGAUUCGGCAGUAUCCUUCUUGGAGGUGGCUGCUUUCAAUGGCUGGCAAGAUUGGUCGUCUUCUCAGGUUAGGGUGUCUAAUACAACCACGCUACCAGACCAAUGUAUCGCAAUUGGCAACGGGAAUCGGAAUUCACUGAGUGCGGCCGAUCUUGUUCCGGGAGACAUUAUCCAAGUUAAAAAGGGAAACAAACUACCUGCUGACGUGCGUUUUAUUCAAGUCUCUGCUGAUGCUAAGUUUGAUCGAUCUAUUCUGUCUGGCGAGUCUGAACCAGUGCCUGGAACCGUAGACUCUACGAACAACAACUUCCUCGAGACAAAUAACAUUGGUCUACAAGGUACCUACUGUGUCUCUGGUGCUGCUCUGGGCCUUGUUGUGGGGACUGGGGAUCAGACGGAAAUCUUACGGUUCGUUCUCAUCAUCGUUGGCUUUGUUGUUGCCUUUGUGCUUAUUAUCGUGAUUGUCUGGGCUGUUUACCUGCACAAAAACCACCCCGAUUUCAUCAACGUCCCAACGCUUAUCGUCAGCUGUGUCAGUGUUGGAAUUGCCUUUAUUCCCGAGGGUCUUCCUAUUGCCAUUUCUCUGGGCCUCCAUAUCGCUGCUGGUAUUAUGAAGAAGAACAAGAUUCUCUGCAAGUCUCUGACCACUGUUGAGACUCUUGGAGCUGUGUCGGUGAUCUGUUCUGACAAGACAGGUACACUCACCAAGAACGAGAUGUAUGUCACUGACUGCUUCUCUGGUGGCGAAGAAUAUCCCUCCGAGCAGGAAAGUGAGCGCAUGAUACACGGAAGGAACCCUGGCGAGCUUCCAAACAAGUCCAUCAGUCUCAUCUGCACAGUUGGGGGUCUUUGCAAUGCCGCCGUAUUCGACACUACAACACUUGGCCGCCCGAUACACGCUGUUAAGAUCUUCGGCGACCCUACUGAUCAGGCCAUUCUCCGGCUUGCUCAGACUCUCGGGCCCGUCCAGAGCUUCAUUCUCAGUGGAAGAAGUUGUUUGAGAUACCUUUCAACAGCAAGCACAAGUACAUGGCCCGUGUUUCACAUCUACCAACCAACAAGAAGCGGGAACUGGCAGUCUGUAAUGCUAUUCCUAAGUGACCGCGACACAAUCGAAAAUAUCAGGGAUCGUUUGUCAGCUCAGGGCAAGCGCGUCAUUCUCCUAGCUCAGAACUCAAUUCCGAGCGCCUGGACUAAUCAGGCUUUGGAUGAGAGAGUCGUUCUUCAGGCGACCACGGACAGUCUUACCUUUGUCGGGCUUGUCGCUCUCGUCGACCCUCCGCAAAUAGGCUGUAGAUACUGGCUAAUCCUCUUAGGUCACCGGAGACUACAGCUCACUGCUCAGGCAAUCGCAGUGCAGUGCGGUAUCAUCAGAACACCCCCCGAGUUGAUCCAUGACAUCAAAUUGCUGGAUCACUAUAACUCGGCCGCUGUACGCACAUUUGACGCCAUUGUGGUGAGCGGGCCUGGGUUGGCUGUUCUCCUAAACGAGGACUGGGAUAAGCUGUGCACUUAUGACGAAAUUGUCUCCGCCCGAACGAGCCCUGAACAGAAGCUUUGCAUUGUAAAAGAGUUCCAGGCUAGAAACAACAAUGUUGCAAUGACGGGGGAUGGCGUCAAUGAUGCCCCUUCUCUGAAAGCAGCGGACGUGGGAGUUGCUCUCGGGAGUGGCUCUGAUAUUGCCAUUGAGGCCGCCGAUAUUGUUCUUCUCGACUCCUUCGCUGCCAUUGUCGAGGCUGUAAAAUAUGGAAGACUCGUCUACGGUAAUGUUUCUAGUAUCCUGACAGAGUCUUCAUACUGA